Messenger RNA from Suillus fuscotomentosus, 1365 nucleotides. RefSeq lists its product as uncharacterized. The record is from RefSeq and is a predicted model, not a curated record. Lineage: Eukaryota; Fungi; Basidiomycota; Agaricomycetes; Boletales; Suillaceae. Bases 1 to 1365 code for a protein of 454 amino acids. The transcript is spliced from 9 exons.
AUGUCCUUACAGUUCAGAGUGGGUCAUAUCUACAGUCCUCCCACAGUUGGGAAGGAUGCAACUAUCUUUGACUGGUUUAGUUGCUCGCAACACAUAGUUGAAACCCUCAAGGGGGCUUUCCUCAAGGUGGCUCAUGUGCUACCUUCACAAGUAAAUCUGCUGACCAUGGACACAGAGGAUGCAUAUGAAUCUGUCUACAUGGAUAUAUGCCAGCAAGCAGAUCUAACACCAUUCACCAUCCCAUAUGGCUGGAAGCAACUCUGGGUAUAUAUGGACAAUGAUCUCAUAACAAGGCCUGUGAUUCAAAAGGACAUUGAGCCAGGGCGCAAUAUUGUCCUCACUGAUCAUUGUGCCCCCCUCAGUGGCUCUCAAUUCAGUGAUGCUCCAAGCUGGGUUGAUACCGGGUUUGAUGAAGCAUUUUUGGAUGACAAUUUCUUGUCUGCCAUAGGUUCAUUCAAGCCUGAUGGCGAAUGGACAGGCACAGAGACAUUGGUGUUUGGGAUUGGAUUUCAAAUGUCUGCUACAGGAGAUUACAUACUCCCUUCAACCUCUGCUGCAGCAAACAUGGAGUUACAUCCCCUAGUUCCUGUUACAGUAAGCACUGGGUCGAAACAUAAUACAAUGCCUCCCGAGCUGACAACUUUCCUUCCAAUACUGAUUACUGGUAUCGCUUUGGCGAACAGCCCUUUGCCAAAGUCGCACUAUGUAAUUUGCGAUCCGGCCCUCUUCACACGAGGUAUCGAGUACACUAAUGAGACCCUUGAAAUCACCUUUCCUGUGGCAGCUGCAUGCAUCCGUGAUGCCACCAUUCUUGCUAGGCAGUGUUUGACUACUCAUGGCAUACAAGAAAAUUCAUUCUGUAUAGCCUGCAAGGACUUCAUCAUCGAAAUGAUGACAGUCACAAAGCAUGCUGGCCAGCCGGUCGAGCAAGGUUUCAAGUGUCGGGAUACCAACAAGGUCAAACCCUUGGAUAUGAAAUAUUAUCGUUGGAUGCCAAUCCUAGUAAUUCUGGCACUUUGUAUUUUGCAACCGCUCAGAGUGCAACACCGCUUGCUAUUAGAUCUUUUCCCCACCCAGUAUGGGAGACUUCCAGAGCAUUUGAUAGCCAGUGCAUGCAGGAUGUAUACCAUUUUCUUCAAGUGUCGACUUCCUGGAUACCCGCCAAGUGCCCAAAUUUCAACCGAUGAUUUCGAGAAGGAAGCAGACCACCAGCUACAGCUCCUAAGGUUCAUCUGCCAGCACACGAAUGAGGAGGCCCAUAGGCUAAAUACAUGGAUCAAUACCCGGGAUGGCCCGGGUGGGUGGUUGCAAGACCUACCUUCAUUCCUCCUGACCCUCCCGCCUCCCAGUAGCUUGUGUGCCUGA